AGACAAUAGGCUUUAAUCAGUAGUGGUUAAGGACUGUUGGCAUGUGCACUGAGAAAAAACAGAAGAGGGUUAGACUGGAACUGUAAGUGGUGAGGAAAGAUAGAAGAGAAACAGGAAGGAGGGCAAAAGAGGAGAGAGACCCCAUCAGUUACAAACAGAAGAAGAAGAGAGGAGCACGAGGAGGAGGUACUGAACAACCCUCCACUACAUCAGACAAAAUAAAAGAGGAGCUCAGACUGAUUGUCAGCUCCUCAGAUCCACAUUCAUCCAGACUGGACUAUGCUCUGCCACCCCUGUCACCCCUGCCGCUGAUCCAGGCGGUCAGUAUGAUCUCCCACUACCCUCUGGCCACCCUGCUGCCCUGGCCCCACGGGACCCAACAUCACUGCCCAGACCUGGACUUCACCUUACUGCUGGAGGGGGAAGGAGGGGUGGCCCUGCAGAGGUACCAGCCCCGGAGCCCAGAGAGCAGCCCACACCACUGGAGCUCGGUGCAGGACUGGGGGGAGGAAGUCGAGGAAGGAGCCAUCUACAAUGUGACACUGAAGAGAGUUCAGAUUCAACAGGCUGCCAACAAGGGAGCACGAUGGCUGGGGGCGGAGGGGGAUCGCUUGCCUCCAGGCCACACAGUGAGCCAGUUGGAGACCUGUAAAAUCCGAAGUAUCCGCGCUGGAACACUGGAGCGUCUGGUGGAGACCUUAUUGACAGCUUUCGGAGACAACGACCUCACCUACACCUCCAUCUUCCUGUCCACCUACAGAGCCUUCGCCAGCACGCAGACUGUUCUGCAGCUACUGCUAGACAGGUAUGGAAGCGUGGAGGAAAACACAGAAGACACAAACAGAUGCCAAAGCUCUGAAACCAGUGGAGCCAUCAGAAAUGCCUUAGCUUCAAUCUUUCGACACUGGCUGGACCAGUGUCCAGAGGACUUCCAGGAGCCUCCGGAAUACCCCUGUCUCCACCGGUUGAUGGACUAUCUCCAUAAAACCCUGCCAGGCUCGGAGACUCUGAAACGGGCCGAGGGUCUCCUGGAGCAGCUGCAGACUCAAACCAACAUAGACGAUGCUGACGCUGGUUUCCACGGCAACAGUUCUUUUUGUCUGGGAGAAGAGGAGGAAGUGGAGAUCGAGGUCCAGGAGAACUUCCUGUCGUUUGAGGCCGACCUGGUGGCGGAGCAGCUGACCUACAUGGAUGCGCUGCUGUUUAAAAAGGUCGUACCCCACCACUGCCUGGGCUCCGUCUGGUCUCAGAGGGAUAAGAAGCACAACAAACACAGUGCCCCCACCAUCCGCGCCACCAUCACCCAGUUCAACGCGGUGGCGGCAUGCGUGGUAAGCACGGUUCUGAAACACAGACAGAUCAGACCGCACGUCAGAGCGCGGGUCAUCCAGCGCUGGAUCGACAUCGCUCAGGAGUGUCGAAUACGGAAGAACUUCUCGUCUUUGCGAGCCAUUGUGUCGGCACUACAGUCAAAUCCUUUGUACAGGCUGAAAAGGGCAUGGGCCUGUGUGCACAAAGACAGCAUGCAGACGUUUGAGGAACUGUCUGACAUUUUCUCCGAUCACAACAACUACCUGACCAGCAGAGAGCUACUUAUGAGGGAAGGCACUUCAAAGUUUGCCAGUCUGGAAAGUUGUGCCAAGGAGCACCAGAAACGCACCCACAAGAGACUCCAGCUGCAGAAGGAAAUGGGAGCGAUGCAAGGAACAAUACCGUACUUAGGGACCUUCCUAACGGACUUGACCAUGCUCGAUACGGCUCUGCCUGACGUAGUGGAGGGUGGUCUGAUCAACUUUGAGAAGAGACGCAGGGAGUUUGAGGUGAUCGCUCAGAUCAAGCUGCUCCAGUCGGCCUGUAACAGCUACUGUCUGAGGCCCGAGCCGGCUUUCCUUCGCUGGUUUCGGAGCCAGCCUCAGCUCAGUGAAGAAGAAAGCUACGCAUUGUCCUGUGAAAUUGAAGGUCUUGGUGACAGCAGUCCAACUUCGCCCAAACCACGAAAAAGUAUGGUGAAGAGACUGAGCCUGCUGUUUCUUGGAACAGACAAUAAUGCAGCCAGCUCUCCGGUCAGAGAGACGCCGCGAUCGCCUCCUACUGGCAGCUCAGGGGAGAGCAUGGACUCAGUCAGUGUGUCGUCCAGUGACUCCAGCAGCCCAUCUGACAGCGAGGGACUGACCCCGACCCACGCCUCCGACGCCCAGCAAAACAAGCUAUCAGAUUCCUCGUCUUGUGCAUCACUCCACUCUAUGGACACCAGCUCAUCGACAGCCAGUGUUUCCAUUAGCCCUGCGUCUCCUCCCCUUCCCGGACCGCCAUGCAUCCACAGACGCUCCGUCUCCCUCACUCCCAUGUCUCCCUGCUCCCCGAGUCAAGCCCUAGCAUACAACACACAGGCCCAGGACGCAUGCAUCAUAAGAGUCAGUCUGGAGCACGGCAACGGAAACCUCUACAAGAGCAUACUGUUAACCAAUCAAGACAAGACUCCAGCUGUGAUUUCUAGAGCCAUGGCAAAGCACAACCUGGAGGUAGAACCGGAGGAAGGAUUCGAGCUGGUGCAGGUCAUCUCUGAGGAGAGAGAACUGGUGAUCCCUGAUAAUGCAAAUGUCUUUUAUGCCAUGAACACCUCGGCUAACUUUGACUUCCUGCUGAGGGUGCGGGGCUCAACGGGCCGGCCGGUGCAGCUGCGUAGCCGGUGUAGUUCCACACUCCCUCGGACCCAGCACCGCUCUAGCCUUUCACUCAGACUCAGCAAGGUCACUCUGUGACCCGGACUGGAGUGACCCAGCAGUAUUUUUUUCCCUUCCACCACUAACCCCCGAUAAUAAGGGGCCAAGACUGGACAUUAAUUGUUGGGUGUUUUGCUGAAAAGACUGGAUAAAUGGAUUUGAUGAUCUCUGCAGGAUCACUUCAAGGACAUGGAUCCUAAUGAGUUCUCAGACUGCUGAAGAGCUCCACGUGGACGUUUGUCUUGCUGACCUUCACUUUGUACUGUGCCAAUCCCCUCUUGUCCUUUUCAGCACUUAACCCAAACGUAAUAUAAAACAUGGAAGUGUAGCGUGACUGCUGUGCCAGUGGGACUUGACUUUUGACUAGUGGUGCCUGUGACAGAGUGGAACAGCGACCCCCGGUGGCCUCCACUCUUUACAACAACAGGUUUUUGCACACUUUAUGGGAGCAGCCCAACUCCUGACCUCCAACAGUAUUCUGACGAUAAAGUAACUAACUUUGUCCUGUGAUGUCUGUGUAGCUGAACACUUUCUUCUGCGGUAAUUGAAGAAAACCUGGAUGUGGAAUAGAAGGAACGGUGGAUUGAGACUUUAAUCUUUUGCCUUUGUUGCUGAAUGAAUGGACCUCUGACAGUAUUCUGAAUGAUAUUGAUUGAUUAACUGAUUGACAGGAGCUGUGACGUCAUUAUUUCCCCGGUCGGACAUGUCCACCUGUCAUGUCUGGCUCAUGCACGGUGUGUAUGUGUAUUCUGCCCCUCUCAUAUUGUGAGCUAUGUGACGAAUGCAAUGUUUCAUGCAUUCUGAUUGGUUCCAUUACUUGGUUUUAACAAGUCCUUGGCAAAUAUUGAAAUGGCCUUACUUGCCCUAUCUUUAGGGUAUAAAGAUGAAUUAUGUGCUGCUUUCUAAUCCAGAUGUGUUCCUUCACAUCCUCACAUUUUCGCCUUGCUUGAAAAAAGAGAAGGUUUGUAUAAGAGUAAAUCAGACGAGGGACUGUAAGUAGUGGAGAGGAAGAGCAGCAUGCAAAGUGUCUGAGAACUGAUGUAUUAUUGUACCUCUGUGCCCUUUAUUAUAUGAACUAUAGAGUUGCACUUGUCAGUGGCAGGAGAUGCCAAUGGGAUGUGAAUAUGGAGACAGAGUCAGCCACAAAGCUACUCCCUCUUCACUAAAUGAAUUAUUAUUUGUGUUUGUCAUUUUUUGUUUUUAUAUGUUUUUGUAACACAAUUCAGGCCAGAAAUGUACGCCAGAUUGGAAUAAUAGAAGAUUUUUCAAGUUAAUGUUAAUGAAUUCAAAGAGUGUUAGAAAAAAAGCUAGUGCCAAAUUGAACUGUGAUACAUUUGGUAAUGUUUACUGAUGGGCACUUCACAAAUACCACUUGUACACACACUAAGGAUCUGGUUCUUUCAUCAACACCCUCUUCUUUUAUUGUCUGAUUUUCAACACUGUCAUAGUUUUACAGCAACACUUAUCACUUUUCACAUAACAGCAGCACAUUUGCAAAUUAACACUCACGGAGGACUGUUUUUUUCUUCGGUUACGCUCUAUUUCUGCAGAUGCUAUCAUGCACGCCAUCAUCAAACUUCAUCAGAUCCAGUUGAUCACUGGUGAAGGAUGAGACAAGCUGUGUGCUCACUAUUAGGUUAUUGGCCCAAUAAUGUUCCUCAUGCAUCACUUCAAGGUUAAAUGUUCUCAUUAAAUUACAGCCUGUUUCUGUGUUCUUCACUGCCAAAGACUCCUCUACCUGAAUAAAUAAAUUAUUAUCAUCAUAA
Molecule: messenger RNA, 4489 nt
Organism: Sphaeramia orbicularis (orbiculate cardinalfish)
Lineage: Eukaryota; Metazoa; Chordata; Actinopteri; Kurtiformes; Apogonidae
Gene: rgl1
Product: ral guanine nucleotide dissociation stimulator-like 1
Exons: 18
Coding region: 327-2762 (811 amino acids)
Biological process (GO): Ras protein signal transduction
Cellular component (GO): plasma membrane
Molecular function (GO): guanyl-nucleotide exchange factor activity
Source: RefSeq, a predicted model, not a curated record